AUGUCGUUAAAUGUAGUUGUUAUCAUUGAGAGAUCGUUGCUCUUGGAGAUGCAUUGUGUUGUUACGUUAACUAAUAGUUGGUUACGGUUUUUUAUUGUAGUUGGCCUGAAACACGGCAACGGUGGCGUAGGCAGCGCGAGCAGCUCCAGGAGUACCAGUCCGAGUCAGCAGCAACCGUCUCAGGGCGGUUUCUCGUUCAUUCCGCAACCCAGGAACCAGAACUCGACGAAUCGACAGCCUACGGCCACCACACCAAGUCCUCGGGCAUCCACGGUAGGUCGACCUAAUGGAGGCUUGAGGCCCCAACAGCAGGCCUUACCGUAUUCCGGAAAUACUGCUCCUGCCCCUCAGACCAACAAAAAUUCCGUGCUGGACAAGUUCAAGCUGUUCAACAACAAGGAUAAAAAUCAGGAGCGCGGGAAAGCUUCCUCAGGAGUGUCGAAGCGCACCUCGAGCUCGUCGGGGUUUUCUUCCGCCCGAUCCGAGCAUUCGGACAGUUCGACUUCCCUGUGUGACCAGGGCAAGGUGCAACAAGCGCAGGAGUCGCCGAAGAGCCGUGCGUUCAAGUCGAAGCUGCAGUCAGCCAAGCCAGCCAAGCAGGCCAGUCCGAAGACGGGCAGGAAGGAGCAGAGCAAAUCUCAGAGCAAGAUCGCGCGCACGAGUAAAGGCCCGCCGAGUUCCUUGGAUAAGCUGCCGAUCGUUUACAACAGUCCAGUUCUGGAGCAGGAUGGAAAGCUCGCCAGUAAAGUGGUGGGUAGCAAGUUUCCGAACGAACGAAAGACCCCGAAUCUCCAGGAACUAGUGAAGCAGCCACUGGUGCAGCCUCCGAAGACGAACCCGUCUGCCCUGACGCCGCCUCGGCAAAUCACCGCGUGUUUGAUCGCUUCGCAAGACGCGAAGAACAUCACCCAGAAGAACGAGCAAUUGACGAAAUUGUCGCCCAGACCGAAGAUGGAACUUCCAGGCAAGAUGUCAGAUCCGAAAAUCCACCUGCAGAGCUUGAAGCCUCCGCCUAACGGUUUGAACAAGGAGCUCGUGCUACAAAAGGCCAUCCUAGCAAACACCAACGGCAUCAUCAAACCGUCCGAGCUGGCCGAGGAGACGACAGCGCACGAAAACGACCCUUUCGACCGCACCCUGUGCAUGAAUCAGGCGAACCUGUCGGGCGGCAAGGACCUCGCGACCAGGCAGAAGGAGCUAGAGAUCCCGGGAACCGAUAAUGAGGAGCAAUCGGGCGUGGAGAACUUCGGCUCGCCGUCCAAGAGAUCAAAUCAGAACAAGGUCAUCCGCGAAGAAGAAAUCGGAUCCGCCGACGUUUCCGGUGAGAAGCAAGUGUCUCAGCUCAAUCGUGGGAACCCAGCUGAGAAGCCGAGCAACGUUGAAGAAGGAUCCGUGAGUCUUCCAUCGCAGAACAAUUCGAAUCUUGGAUCCGGCAAGCCGCUCGCGGGAUCGAACAGUCCGCUUCAGGGCCCGAGUCUGGCUGGUCCCGGACUCGGUCCGGGCUCCAGCAUCCCGAAACCUACCGCCCUGGUAAAGGGCACGUCGAAACCGUCGAAGGAGAGCGGCAUAACGGGCGGCGUGCCAACACCAACGAAGCCGAAGGGUAGCGACGCCCUCCAUCGCAAGCUCGAUCCGAACACAGUGGCGAUGGUGUCGCCGAUGCCGAGUAUCUCGGACUUGAUGUCUGAAAGUUCGCACAGCAAUUCCAACAGCACCGGACAGAGCAACUCGAGCGACAGCAGCGUAAUCUACAGACCUAGCAGCGAGAGUGGCAGCGAGAUCAAGACAAUUCCCAAUCGCAAGAUCGACACGUUUGAACAGAUGGAGAAGGUGCUGUCAGAAAGCUCGACCUGCGGCGGUUCCCUGGCCGAUGACGAGGCUGAAAUGACGGUGAAACCGAUGCAGCCUCUGUUGCGUGGUUACACGCCUGGAGCCCGAGGCUUGCAGACUCUUCCAAGCCGCACCACUGCGCGGCAGUACACCGUUUUGCAUUCGUCGUCGCAUCACCAUGUCGGCGGUCAUCACGACUACACCGAUGUGGAUGUCGCCUCCGGGUACUUGAGCGACGGCGAAGUGCUGCGAGGAGGCGGCAUGAGCGUCGGCAGCAGAACUUUGUCAGAUCUGUGUGACGGAUACAUGUCCGAGGGCGGCGCGUCCUUGUACGCCCGCAGGAUCAAUCCUUCGUACGGCCACGAGCACGACAGGUAAGUCGCUGUAACCUCAAGAUGCUUUCACUUUAGAACUAACUUUUUAUAGAUUUAACUGCGUCUGCUGUCAGCAGAGCUUUAACAAGUUGGCAUGCGUUUUGAUACGCGAAUAGCAGAUUUGAGUGUUAUUUGUAGUAGAUAAUUCAUACGAUGACAUAUUAUGAUAUGAUAUAUGAUAUAUAGUCAUGUGAUGAUGAUGAUGAUGAUGAUACAGUGAAUAUUAUAGAGGAAGGAUUUUGCACCUCGAGGAAUUAUCUGACUCAAUUUUCGAACGGUGGAAUCCAUUUAUUACGAGUUAAUUAGCGAAGCCGCGCCAAAAACUGGGUCUUCGAUAAAGCAAUAAGCCUUUCUGAUGUAAAUUAAUAAUUAAUCGCAAUGGAAAAAUGUUUUAGAACAAAUACCUUAAUUGUUUCAAUUAAACUUUUAUUUUUACAUUUUGUGUUAAUAACAUAAGUAAUUGUGAAAUGGUUCUAAUUACAGAAAUUUUGAAAUGCGUUUAUAAUAUUCCAGAAUCUGUAAUAAUUACAUUUCAUAAGUAAUACCUCGAAGGAUAUUAACGUUUGAUGCACAACGUAAAUAAUAAAAGACUAUUAAUAUCUCGAUAUAAAUAAUAUUAGGAGUGUGAUUUAGUUUUGAGGGUUUUGC
This is a messenger RNA of Ooceraea biroi (clonal raider ant), 2852 nucleotides long. RefSeq names its product protein sickie-like. The record is from RefSeq and is a predicted model, not a curated record. NCBI's taxonomy places the organism in Eukaryota, Metazoa, Arthropoda, Insecta, Hymenoptera, Formicidae.